AUGGACAAUAUCGAAGUUCCUGAGUACUUCAUCUGCCCCAUCUCUCUCCAAAUCAUGAAAGACCCUGUGACUGCAAUAACUGGCAUCACAUACGAUCGAGAGUGCAUUGAACACUGGUUAUUCGAAUUCGAAGGCGAAAACAUGAUAUGUCCUGUGACUAAACAGGCCUUGCCUAAAGACUCAGACUUGACGCCGAACCACACUCUCCUGCGACUCAUCCAAGCAUGGUGCAUCACCAAUGCAUCAAUGGGUAUUGAUCGAAUCCCGACUCCGAAACCUCCUCUUAACAAGUUUCAUGUCCUCAACCUCGUGAAAGGGCUUUGGGUCCCAAAAUUACAGCUGAAAACGCUGAAAAAAUUGGAAGUCCUAGCAAUGGAGAACGAAAGGAACAUGAAAUACAUGGUUGAAGCUGGUGUAGUUAAGGCAAUGGUCACUUUUAUCAUAGCAUGUUACAAGAAAAAAGAAACAACUGGUCUUGAAGAAGCUCUGAGUAUUCUCCAUCUUCUCCGAUCGGUGGAGAAGAAGAUUGUUCAAGAUGAAAAUUGUCAAAUUAUUGAUGCCUUGAAGUGGGUUUUAGAGUGUGAUUGGGAUAAUAAAGUGACCGUGAAGAACCAUGCAGUUUUGUUAUUGAAGACAAUCACCGGAAAAGCUGACUCCGGUGUAUUGGAGAGACUGAAAGUGGAAUUCUUUGAGAGAAUUAUACAAGUUCUAAGAGAAGGUAUUUCUCAACAAGGAAUAAAAGCUGCUUUGCAGGUCUUAUUAGACGCUUGUCCAUGGGGAAGAAACCGAAUAAUGAUGGUUGAAACUGGGGCAGUUUUCCAACUCAUAGAGCUCGAAUUGGGUUCUCCGGAAAACAGAACCACCGAGCUCAUCUUGGGAGUAUUGUUCCAUCUCUGUUCAUGCGCCGACGGGAGAGCUCAGCUUCUGAGUCAUGCCGGUGGUAUAGCUGUGAUCACGAAGAGAAUUCUGAAUGUUUCUCCUGCGGCCGAUGAUCGAGCCAUGAUGAUCAUUUCAUUGAUUUGUAAGUUCUCUGGGACAAGUUGGGUCCUUCAAGAGAUGUUGAGAGUUGGAACUAUUACAAAGCUUUGUAUGGUGCUUCAAGUUGACUGUGCUUCGUAUUUGAAAGAUAAAGCUAGAGAGAUACUUAGAACACAUUCUAAUGUGUGGAAGAACUCUCCUUGCGUUGAUGCUCCAGUCUUAACCAGGUACUCUAGCAGCUAG
This is a messenger RNA of Ilex paraguariensis (yerba mate), 1221 nucleotides long. The record is from the annotation of a GenBank genome assembly. Lineage: Eukaryota; Viridiplantae; Streptophyta; Magnoliopsida; Aquifoliales; Aquifoliaceae.